AAUCCUUGAGUGAUUGUAUCGCACACGAGAAGUCUAGUUGGUGUCACAAUGCCGUGUUUAUUCGAGUAUUUUGUAUGAACGAUAUGGGAGAAAACAAUUUUAGAAGUUCAUCCACUUCCUCCUACUUGGAACCAGUCUUGCAAAACAGUCCUGCAGACCAUGUUGUUCAAGAACCUACAGAAAGUAAAACAAAUAUCAGCACGCCAGGCGAUACCCACACAAAUGUCGUACAGGGUUCCCAGGCAGACCCGUAUGCUAGUCUGAAUUCAUACAAAUAUCGGCACAGCUAUACAGGAUUGAGAGACAAUCCUCAGUAUGAUGAUGUGUACAGCGAGCGGACGGGAAGCGUGAGAUAUGAUAGGCUACAAGACCAAGUAUAUCAUCUCCCAUACCAAAAUCCGAUAACGGAUGGCAACAACAUAGAAAAUCCACCCGAGAAAAAACUGCUAGCCUUCAUGUGGUGUUGUUCUAUCACUAGUCUCAUUAUAAACUGUCCUAUUGGAGUGUUCUCAGUCUGCUACUCGUACAUGGCAAAAACAGAAAGUUUCUACCCCAUGAGAAGAUACUACAGAUGUAUGGCUUUAGUUGUAAGCACAGUUGCUAUCAUCGGUUUCAUCAUCACAAUUAUUACAGUAUCAUCUGUUUUAAUUACCAUUUCAAACUCCAGAAGGUGAGAAUUUACCUAGCCGUGAUACACAAACCCACAGCCGUGACUGUUUGUGUCUCAGAAUGUGUUAUUUGUUUAUAAUUCUAGAAAUAAAUUAUAAACAAGAUGAUUACAUGUAAUAAUCCCAGUUGCAUUCAAAAAUAUAUUUUUGAGCUUUACAGUUCCGAUAAUUAUUGUCAUGAAGUAUUGAUGUUUACUACUACAGUGGACAAUGGAAGGGUUUCAUCGCUAUAUAUUUUCCUCCAAUGCAAACUCUUUGCUUUGUAUAUUAUUAAUUGAAGAUUACCGGUAGACAGUUUUCGAUUCGGAGGUGUUCAAGGAAUACAUUAAAAAACAUCAACAACACUGAUGCCCCGGAUUACAACAAAGUGGGACUUUAAAACAUUGCAGUUUUUUAAUUUCCAAAAACAGGUCAAAGGACAUUAUCUAGGUCACAAGGUCAACAAAUCUGGUAUCGUUGGAAGGGUCUUCUCAUAAAAAAAUGCACAUGCUUGAUUUAAAAGCAGUACCUCUUACGAUUUGAAAGAUAUUGUUUAUAUUCGAAUUUUCUAAAAGUAGGUCAAAGGUCAAUGUUAAGGUCACCAGGUCAACGAUUUUGGUGUCAAUGUAAAGGUCUUGACACAAGGAAUACACAAACUAAAUACCAGCUUGAAAACUUUAGAUUUUACUAUGUAAAAUAUUUAACACUGGAAUUAUUCAUUGUCAAUCAAAUCAAAGAGUCGGACAGGGAGAUUUACUAGUUCUUUUCUAUAUCUUGUUUUCAUCAAAUAAUUGUUUAAGGAACUCCUAAAUUAAAACCACAAUCUAAUACUCGAUCACAAUUACUCCUCCCCAGUUUUUGUGGACGACACUGACUGCAUUGCAUUAUCCCCGUCUUCUCUUCAGUUAGUGAUGGAUAUUGAAUGCAUAUACAUGAUUGCCUGUAAAUAGUACUUUGAAUACAACACUUCUAAGUCAAGCAUCUUACCAUUCUGUGUGAAAAGUCAAUGGUACAUGUAAAUUGCUGAUAAAGAUAUUCAUUUGGGAUACCAUAGAAUACAAUAUGGACAAUUAAGUUUAUGAACAUCUAGGAAUACCUCUAAUUCAUUUGCAAACUUAUUGUUUCAAAAUCCUUGUAACACUUUCCAUGUGCGUGUUAGGUCAUGCUAUUACCAAUAUCUUCUCCCACGAAUAUGUGUCCUAUAACACAUAGGCGAGGCAGCAAAACGCAUGAUGGAACUCUAGAUAGUUCGUUCGGUGAAUACUUAAAAGCAGAGGUAUGUGGUCUGCCAGAAUACAAUCUGUAUCAUUUACUUCUUGGAUAACACACAUUCUGUUUUUUCCACCCACAAAAUUAAGAAGUUGAAUUUAGGAAACUUAAUUCCAAACACGCCGUUACGUGCUCUGUGAUAGGCUACAAAACGUCACAUCACGUAAAUAGAAAGAGCAGCACCAUGUUUGGCUACGCUUUGAAACAUGUGUGAUAUUUACUGGUUUUGUAUUUUAUUUGUAUUUUGCAAUUCCCUUUGCUCAAUUUAUAUAUCUUUUGUAUUCCCUGUUCGCCUUUUGAAAAAAAAUCUACUGAUUGUAAUUACGUUUUCUGUUCUUACGAAAUCAGUGAAUUUGAGUUUUUAUUGUACAUAUAGAGAAAAUCAUAAAUGGAAUCAAAUGCAUAAAUUAAUUGAAUUUUGU
Messenger RNA from Ostrea edulis (European flat oyster), 2338 nucleotides. RefSeq lists its product as uncharacterized. The record is from RefSeq and is a predicted model, not a curated record. Bases 75 to 674 code for a protein of 199 amino acids. The transcript has 5 exons. NCBI's taxonomy places the organism in Eukaryota, Metazoa, Mollusca, Bivalvia, Ostreida, Ostreidae.